AAAAAAUUGAGAUUAUCCAGCUGAUGACGGCAACAAUUUAUUUUCCUGAGUUUUCAAGUGCUUUUUGGUUUUUUCUUUUUUUUUAAAUCAAAAUCAUGGAUUCGAAUAAUAAAACAUCCGAUUCGGCAAUAUUAUUUUUGGAUUCGACAUUUGAUCCACCGUUGAAUCCACCACCAUCAACAUCAGAUAAUCAUCCAACACAAUCAAUGGAUGGACAUCAAAUAUUGAAUCAAGUUCAAUUACAAUUUAUACCGAGUGGUAAUGAAAAUCUUUAUGUUAGUGGACAAAUUCAAAAUACACAACAACCAGCAGCAACAAGAUCAUUUGUAUUGGAACCAUCUAUAAUUGUAACCGGUUCAACUGAACAACAAAAAAAUCGUGAUACAGAUUUUCUUGUCGAUAAUGAUGAUACACAACCGAUUGAUUUGGGAUCACCUGAUGGAGCGAAAAUGGCCAAUGAAAAUCAAUCAAAACUAACUAUAUGGCAAUUUGAUUAUUAUGCCCGUUAUUUUGAUCUUACAACUGAUCAAUUUAUUCGUCGAAUUAUUUGGUCACCGGUUCCAUUGACACAAGGUAAUGAAAAAGGAACAUAUAUUGAUCGUUAUAUACAUUCGAAUCCAGAUCUUUAUGGACCAUUUUGGAUACCAAUUACAUUGGCAUUUACUAUUUCAAUUUGUGAUGAUAUUAUUCGACAUAUGAAUUUGAAUUCAAUGAAAACCAUUUCAACAAUCAAUCCUAUGAUGAUGGAUCAUAAUUCAACAAUCAAACCGACACCAAUAAAGCAAGAAUAUCAUCCAUUAACAUUCGAAUUUGAACGUAUCAAUAUGGCAAUGACAAUAACAUUUUCAUAUAUUAUUUUAGCACCAUUAAUAUUAUGGUCAUUUUGUCAAUGGCGUCGUUGUUCAAAACUUUAUACAUUUAUUGAAUGUAUUUGUGCUUAUGGUUAUUCUCUGUCAUUAUUUAUACCUGUUACCAUUCUGGCAUUGAUUAAUAAUCGUCAAAUUCAAUUUAUAUUUUUUGCUUCUGCAGCAUUCCUUUCUGGUUCAGUUUUGCUAAUAUCAUUCGGACCGGUUGUACAUUCUGAUCCAUCACGUUCAUUUAAAUUUGCAUAUGUUAUGCUUAUAUUUAUACUUAUAUCACAUAUUGUAUUGGCAUUAUUUUAUCUUUAUAUGUUUCUUUGAGUUGGAAAUAAUUUCAUAGUCAGAAAGAGAGAGAAAAAUGGAUAAGUUUUAUUGUUACUAUUAUUAAUUACAAAUACGAGAAAAUUACAAAAUAAAAAUUGUUUUUUACAGCA
This is a messenger RNA of Dermatophagoides pteronyssinus (European house dust mite), 1294 nucleotides long. Its product is annotated as protein YIPF1. The record is from RefSeq and is a predicted model, not a curated record. NCBI's taxonomy places the organism in Eukaryota, Metazoa, Arthropoda, Arachnida, Sarcoptiformes, Pyroglyphidae. Gene Ontology annotation, molecular function: small GTPase binding. Gene Ontology annotation, cellular component: membrane; Golgi apparatus. Gene Ontology annotation, biological process: vesicle-mediated transport.